AUGACGACUGACAGCUCAACAGGGACGGUCUUGUCCCCGGCCGCACUGGCCCACGUUGUCCUACGGACCUCACAGUAUGAGCCCAUGGUCGCAUUCUACAAGGCCUUCCUAGGAGCGCACGCGACCUACGAGAACGAAUCUCUAUCUUUCCUGACAUACGACGAUGAACAUCAUCGAGUAGCUAUCCUGCACGUGCCCUCGGCCAAGCCAAGGGACCCGACGUCAGCCGGCAUGGCCCAUAUGGCCUUCACAUUUAACACUCUGAAGGACCUCCUGCUAGCCUACCGCCAGCGGAAGGCCCGGGGCAUCGUGCCGAUCUGGGCGGUCAACCAUGGCCCCACGACGAGCAUGUACUACCAAGACCCCGAUGGCAACCAGAUCGAGACGCAGGUGGACAAUUUUGAGACGGUCGAGCAGGCAAACGCAUCCAUGAACACUCCGGAAUUCGCUGAAAACCCUAUCGGCGUCGACUAUGAUCCCGAAGACCUGAUCAGAAGGAUUGAGAAUGGCGAGGAUGAGGGAUGCCUGAAGAAGAGACCCCGUAUCGGGCCUCGAGGGCUAGAGGGAGUACCAAGAUCAGCAUUCAAACCUACAGUGAUGGAACCGGCCACUGAUCAGAUGCUCGAACUCUUUAGAAUCCUGUGUACUCGAAUGGCCAGGAUUGAUCUCGUCUAUGUGUACCACACGAAGAUCAUCCUGGAUGAUUGGGUUGCAGCCAAAUGA
Molecule: messenger RNA, 723 nt
Organism: Diaporthe citri
Lineage: Eukaryota; Fungi; Ascomycota; Sordariomycetes; Diaporthales; Diaporthaceae
Exons: 4
Coding region: 1-723 (240 amino acids)
Source: RefSeq, a predicted model, not a curated record